Messenger RNA from Conger conger (European conger), 1835 nucleotides. RefSeq names its product Yip1 interacting factor homolog A (S. cerevisiae) (gene yif1a). The record is from RefSeq and is a predicted model, not a curated record. The transcript has 9 exons. Bases 95 to 1012 code for a protein of 305 amino acids. Gene Ontology annotation, biological process: endoplasmic reticulum to Golgi vesicle-mediated transport. Gene Ontology annotation, cellular component: endoplasmic reticulum membrane; COPII-coated ER to Golgi transport vesicle; Golgi membrane. NCBI's taxonomy places the organism in Eukaryota, Metazoa, Chordata, Actinopteri, Anguilliformes, Congridae.
CGCUGCCACGCAGGCACAAAACACUCAACGAAUCCCUAAAUAGCGGGGCGGGUGAUCAUUGCAUAUACCGACGCAUACGUUUUUCCAAUAAACAAUGGACGUCCCUCAUGGCUACAGAGCUGCAGCGAAGCCUCGGGCCCGUGCAGCACCAUCCACAGGUGACACUCUGUUGUUUGACGACACCAGUGCCUCAGCUCCCCCUGUGGCUCCUCAAGGCUACUACAACGUGGGGUACAACAUGGGGGAGGGCGGGGCAGCCGGCGGAGGGCCAAAUAACCUGUUUACUGACCCCAUGGCCAGUGCGGCGGUAAUGUACGGCUCAUCCCUCGCAACGCAGGGGAAGGACAUGGUCAACAAAGAGAUUAGCCGUUUUAUGUCGGUGAACAAGCUGAAGCAUUUCUUCGCCGUCGACACGAAAUACGUCAUGAAGAAACUGUUGCUUCUCAUGUUCCCUUACACACAUCAGGACUGGGAGGUGCGAUACCACAGAGACACUCCGCUCACACCCCGAUAUGAUGUCAAUGCACCUGACCUCUACAUACCCACAAUGGCCUUCAUCACCUACAUCCUGCUGGCGGGCAUGGCUCUCGGAAUUCAGAAACGAUUUAGCCCAGAAGUGCUGGGCUUGUGUGCCAGCACAGCCCUUGUCUGGAUGAUCAUUGAGGUUCUGGCUCUGUUGCUGAGCCUGUACCUCCUCACUGUCCACUCAGACCUCUCAACGUUUGACCUCCUCGCCUACAGCGGAUACAAAUAUGUGGGGAUGAUCUUCACUGUGCUGUCUGGGCUACUGUUUGGCAGCGAUGGGUAUUAUGUGGCUCUGGCCUGGUCCUCCUGUGCCCUCAUGUUCUUCAUUGUCCGCUCUCUACGGAUGAAGAUUCUCUCUUCUCUCUCCACGGACUCCAUGGGUCCUGGAGCCAGUGCCAAACCCCGUUUCCGGCUUUAUAUUACCGUGGCCACUGCUGCCUUCCAGCCAAUCAUAAUCUACUGGCUUACCUCGCACCUGGUCAGGUGACCUGGUCGAGGUCUAGGCCUUGGAUUCCUCAAACCCCUUGGCUGGGAUUCAUCAAUGACUUGUCAAAGACUUGUUAAUAAUUGUGUCUGUUCCAUGGCUGAUAAAGGGAGCUAGUGAGCUGAGAUCUUGGCUUGGACUGACCUACAUAUGGACUUUGUGACAUACACAAGCAUUUGCGUUGACAAAUUGACCGAACGUAAGGAAUCACUGACUUGGGUGUGAUGUUUUCUGUACUAUGACUCCCCCCGUUUGGAGCUCAAACCACAGAACUGUGUGCAAGCUUGUAUAAGUAUUGUAUUGUGUUCUUUGGCUUUCCACCCACAGAUGAUGGUGGCAUUUAUUGAAGUGUCAAUACAUAAUGGAACGAAUCAGAAUAUUUGUUCAAAUUAUUUUUUUUAUUAUUCAAGGCAAUAUCAUUGUAGAAUUUCUAGAUGGCUAUGCCUUGCAUUUAUAUUGAUUCAAGAGCUUUCUGUGUGUUCCCUUUGAUUAUGCUAUUAUUCAAGGCUAACUAGCCCAUAGGAAAGUUUUACAGUUUGCAGAAAAACAUUACACCCAUUUCUAGUCCUAAUGAAAAAUGGCUAAAUGCAUGGAUGCAUGCGUACAGACAGACAGACACACACACAGACACACAGAUGGACACACAGCUUUUCAGAGACUUAAGUGAGCUUAAGUGUGCAAUACUAUGUUUUUGUCAUUGUCCAUUCCCCCUUUACAUAUUCCUCUUAUUUCUAUUUAUCUGUGCUAACUUGGACCGCAGUUAUAUUGUUGGGCUUUUGUUUGUUUUUGAAGUAAAAAUAAACAAUGUCUUUGAAUUUUACCUGAA